GGUUGCAAAAGUACCGACAGCUACCGGUGAAUCGGUAAGAGCUGUACAAAGUCUUUAUCCACUGGAACUGACAACAGUUACAAAGGAAUGGCACAGGGCCAGUCCAUCUAAUAAUAGAAGACCCCUGUUGAAAAGGUCAAGUGACGUCCAGAGCAAUCAGCACAAUUUGGAGUUACAGAAUCUUUAUCGUACAGUUGGUUAUUAUAAACUGAAACAAUACGACAUGGCGACUAAUGGAAAAUUGGCACUUCUCAGCGUGUCUGAUAAAACCGGCCUUUUACCGUUGGCAAAGUGCUUGUCGGACAUCGGCCUCGGGUUAGUGGGCAGCGGCGGGACAGCGGCUGCCUUACGCAAUGCCGGCCUUAAAGUAUUGGACGUGUCGGAUAUCACCGGUGCCCCGGAGAUGCUCGGGGGAAGGGUCAAAUCUUUGCACCCCGCUGUUCAUGCCGGCAUUUUAGCUAGGCUAACAGAAUCCGACCAGGCGGACAUGAAGCGACAGAAUUUCGACAUGAUCAGCAUUGUCGUGUGCAACCUCUAUCCGUUCGUUCAAACUGUGUCCAAACCUGAUGUGACAGUAGCCGAUGCUGUCGAGAAUAUUGAUAUCGGAGGAGUAACAUUAUUAAGGGCAGCAGCCAAAAACCAUGACAGAGUUACUGUCUUAUGCGACCCUGCUGAUUAUGAUAAGAUCAUCGAAGAGCUGCAAAAGAACAAGGAUCACCAGACUUCAUUAGAAACCAGAAAAAAGCUGGCUCUGAAAGCUUUUACUCACACAUCGGAGUACGAUCUUGCUAUCUCGGACUACUUCCGUAAACAAUAUUCAGCUGGACAGUCACAGUUGACGCUGCGAUACGGAAUGAACCCACACCAGAAGCCGGCACAAGUAUUCACCACUAGAGACUGCUUACCUCUUACUACUUUGAACGGUUCCCCUGGCUUCAUCAAUCUAUGCGAUGCUCUCAACGCAUGGCAACUUGUCAUGGAAUUAAAACAGGCUUUAGGCCUUCCCGCAGCAGCCAGUUUCAAGCACGUAUCGCCAGCUGGCGCUGCUGUAGGCUUACCCUUGACUGAGGAAGAAACGUCAGUGUGCAUGGUGAGCGACUUGGCGGGAAAGCUGAGCCCGUUGGCGUGCGCGUACGCGCGAGCACGCGGCGCGGACAGGAUGAGUUCGUUCGGCGACUUCGUGGCAUUGUCCGACGUCUGCGACGAGUCCACCGCUAGAAUCAUAUCUCGGGAAGUGUCUGACGGCAUCGUCGCUCCCGGAUAUACGCCCGAAGCACUCGAAAUACUCAAGAAGAAAAAGGGUGGCAAUUAUUGCGUUUUACAGAUGGAUCCAGCCUACACUCCAGCAUUGAUGGAGCAGAAAACAAUUUUCGGUCUCACAUUGGAACAGAGGCGAAAUGACGCCAAGAUAACUGCAGAUUUAUUCAGAAAUAUUGUUACUAAUAAAAAGGAGUUACCGGAGAGUGCUGUGCGAGAUCUAAUCAUAGCUACCAUCGCACUGAAGUACACUCAGAGCAACUCUGUGUGCUACGCUAGGGAUGGACAGGUGGUAGGCAUCGGUGCGGGGCAGCAGUCGCGCAUCCACUGCACGCGGCUGGCGGGCGGCAAGGCGGCGCUGUGGUGGGCGCGCUGUGGUAGUGUCAUUGUGUUGCAACUUGUCAGGUGGUGGGCAUCGGUGCGGGGCAGCAGUCGCGCAUCCACUGCACGCGGCUGGCGGGCGGCAAGGCGGCGCUGUGGUGGGCGCGCUGUGGUAGUGUCAUUGUGUUGCAACUUGUCAGGUGGUGGGCAUCGGUGCGGGGCAGCAGUCGCGCAUCCACUGCACGCGGCUGGCGGGCGGCAAGGCGGCGCUGUGGUGGUGGGCAUCGGUGCGGGGCAGCAGUCGCGCAUCCACUGCACGCGGCUGGCGGGCGGCAAGGCGGCGCUGUGGUGGGCGCGCCGCCAUCCGCGCCUCGCCGCGCUACGCUUCCGCCCCGGCGUGUCGCGCGCGGUGCAGUCCAACGCCAUCGACAACUUCGUCAACGGCACCGUCGGAUCAGAUCUUCCGCUAGAGCAAUGGAAUACAUUGUUCGAGGGUGAGGCUCCUGCUCUUCUUACUGAAGCCGAGCGCGAUGACUGGCUUAGGAAGUUGGACAAAGUCGCACUUGCUUCCGACGCUUUCUUCCCAUUCAGGGACAAUAUUGAUAGAGCUGUCCAGUGCGGAGUCGAAUACAUUGGCAGCCCGUCGGGCUCUAACAAUGAUCAAGAAGUCAUCGAGGCGUGCAACGAACAUAACAUUGUUUUAUGUCACACUAACCUAAGAUUGUUCCACCACUAA
Messenger RNA from Parnassius apollo (apollo), 2314 nucleotides. The record is from the annotation of a GenBank genome assembly. Lineage: Eukaryota; Metazoa; Arthropoda; Insecta; Lepidoptera; Papilionidae.